GAGUGGGUGGACGUGAAUCUUCGGUGGAAUGCGAGUGAAUACGGGGGUGUUAAAGAUCUUCGAAUACCCCCUUGGAGGAUAUGGAAGCCGGAUGUUCUCAUGUACAAUAGCGCAGACGAGAAGUUUGAUGGCACCCACCCUACAAAUGUUGUAGUGCGUAACAAUGGCAGCUGCACGUACAUUCCACCUGGGAUAUUCAAGAGUACUUGUAAGAUAGACAUCACGUGGUUUCCCUUCGAUGACCAGAAGUGCGAGAUGAAGUUCGGUUCUUGGACAUAUGACGGGAAUCAACUGGACCUUCGGCUGUCCAACGAAGAAGGUGGGGAUCUCUCCACAUACAUCACGAACGGAGAGUGGGAUCUCAUCGCACUGCCAGGCAAGCGCAACGAGAUAAUUUAUGCUUGCUGCCCAGAGCCUUACGUGGACAUCACCUUCUAUAUCCACAUCAGGCGGAGGACUUUAUAUUACGGAUUCAACCUCAUCAUUCCAUGUGUUCUCAUCUCUUCGAUGGCACUCCUGGGAUUCGCUCUUCCACCCGACUCAGGAGAGAAGCUCACACUUGGUGUAACCAUUCUCCUAUCCCUGACCGUGUUCAUGCUGCAAUUGGCAGAGGCUAUGCCGCCCACUUCCGACGCCGUCUCUAUAAUAGGUACCUAUUUUGCCUGCAUCAUGAUCAUGGUGGCAUUCUCAGUAGUUAUGACAGUUGUGGUUCUCAAUUAUCACCACAGGAGUUCAGAUACACACGAAAUGCCCCAAUUUGUUCGUUCCUUACUUCUCGUCUGGAUGCCACGCCUGCUCAGAAUGAAUCGGCCGACGAACCAGCUCCAGAAGAAGAGUCUCAACUCGAAGAAAGAGUUCGAGCUGAAAGAGCGAUCCUCGAAGAGUCUUCUCGCCAAUGUCCUCGACAUCGACGUUAGAGAGAACGCCUCUUCUUCCUACCUGCCGACCGAGGAGACACCUGCUACCGUCCGAGGUUGCUUCGCCACCCAAAGAGAACUGAACGCCAUCCUCAGAGAACUGAGGUACGUGACCGGUCGCAUGAAGAGGGAAGAGAAGGUCGGUGAGAUCAUCUCAGAGUGGAAGUACGCGGCCAUGGUGGUGGACAGGAUUUGCCUCAUCCUUUUUACACUCUUCACGGUGCUAUCCACCUGUAUCUGCCUCUUCUCAGCUCCGCAUCUCAUCGCCUGACCAUUCCUCUAUGACGUGCUGGACGAUUGCUGGAAUAAUAUCCUCUUCUGAAUAUCUCUGGUUCUUCUCGUCUUAUUUGGUAAACAAGUUUUUUUUUCAUUUCCGGGUGCUUGGAUCUAUUUCCCAUUGCCUUCAGAAAUUCCAGAAUUGUUAUAGUUCGUUAGGCGAUUUUUCACUUCUCCAAACUUUUACUCUCUUCAUUUCCGUUGUUACGGCAAAGUUUACUCUUUAUCCACAUCAACACGUUUCUAGAGCCGUGAUGGAUCAGAUGAUAGAGCGUUCACCUGCCUAUGUGAUGAACUUGGGUUCGAAUCCCGGCGAUGGCUGGUCGAUACAAAUUCCACAUCCGGUUUGCACCAAUCACGGUGAAAUAUCUUCACUGGUAGACGGAUCAUGGGUUAGAGUUUCC
Messenger RNA from Parasteatoda tepidariorum (common house spider), 1597 nucleotides. NCBI's taxonomy places the organism in Eukaryota, Metazoa, Arthropoda, Arachnida, Araneae, Theridiidae. The record is from RefSeq and is a predicted model, not a curated record.